AUGAAAGGCUUAGCAGGAGCGAGUCCGCCAGGAAAACCCCGUGGGCGGGAAGAAGAUGAUGAACUUGCAAGGAUUUGCGAGGAAAUGAGGACCUGGCUUUCCGGUUUGCCAGCUGCGAACUUUUUCGAGGCCACUGACGCAGAAACUAAAAUCAAGUCGUCAAAAUCGACCGUUGUGGACUCCAGCAAAGCUGAUUUUGAGAGCCUGGCCUCAUCUAAAAGUGAACCCGACGCACGUGCUACGUCUGAGAGAACUACAAGCGAAGACCUGCGUAGACUCGGGGCAGGCACCAUUCUCCUGCCUCUAGAGUCACCAGCGGCGAUCGAGACGCCCAAAAGCCAACUUGGCACCAGCCGUCUAGAAGCUCAGGACGGUUGCGACAAAGCAGCUGGAAAGCAAUCUGAAAAGACUAAAUCCAAUGCGUCGCCGCACUCAAUGCCAUCCCUUACCUUGAUGAUCGAACGAGAAGCCGACAGCCGGAGAGUGCGUGCUUUGUCCGCAUCCAAAGUUCCUGAAAAGACUGCGCGUCACAAGACUGGCAGCUGUCUCGAUUACGCAUCUCGAAAAGGGAACCAAUGUCUACUAGGAGCUUGGUUCCCCAAACUCUCCGCACGGCCUUCCUGGGCAAUUCCAUACGAGUCCAGUCGGGAUAAAAAAUAUUCUGCGCAAGGCGGUCUUGACGCACAGAUGGCUCGUGUUCCUGGUCCAGAAACGUUUCGGGGCAGGGCUGAAGGUCCCUACCCAGACUAUGAUGAUAUCAACUGGCGACGAGCAAAUAUGACAUCGGAGCUUCAUAUUGAGCAGGAAGUAAAACGUCGAGAAAACCUUGAAAAAUUAAUGAGCAUGACUUUCGAACAGUUUGGUCACAAGUCGUUAGCCGGAGCUGGGGAAGAGCAGUGGCCAGAAGCGAAGUGUCUUAUACGACCGGCCGCACCACCAGAUUUUGCUCAGAUUGCGGAGAUAAUCAAUGCUGAAGCAUCAAAUACAGAUGAUACCCAGGUUUUCCUGGACAAACCCACAUCAGCGGAUGAUGUGCGCGAGAUCUUCGAUGCUUGCACCACCAAUGGCAGGCCAUUCAUCGUUGCGCUGCCUGCUCAAGAUGACUUCCUAGACCAAAGCAAAUGGCCAAAAGGCUCAGAUGAAGUCUACCAAGAAUUUGUCAAGUACAUGGCUGCAAAACCAAAACCGACUGCUCCAGUGGUUGGUUUUGCAUUUGUCUCGGACUAUCGGAUGAGCUUGUAUGGAACUCCAUGUCCAGCAUCGCAAUACACCGGGCAGGUGAGGCUGGUAGUACGAGCCGAUCAUCAACGCAAGUUGUAUGGAUCUGCACUUAUAGAUCGGAUCUUGCUUUCGGUUUCUCCUUUUUACAGAAGCGCACUGGAUCACAAAUGGAAAUGCGACGACCCGAAAGAUGUUUAUCGAUUUCCUGUGACGCACAACAGGCGCCAGUACACCCAACUGUACCUUGAGCUCUUUUUAUCGCAGGAUGAUUCGACAACCUACCGAUGGAAGGCUGAGUUUCUGCGAAAGUUUGGCUUCCAAGAGGUUGGAUACUUGAAGAACGCGGCGGUUCAAAUGGACGGCCAACACCAUAACCGCUGGCUGACUAUGGUGUUAUGGCAAAGCAACAUUACACCCACUUCGAAAAUCGUGGCCCAACCUCAGUUGUCCGGCACGGCGGCAGGAGACAAUUGA
Molecule: messenger RNA, 1695 nt
Organism: Metarhizium album ARSEF 1941
Lineage: Eukaryota; Fungi; Ascomycota; Sordariomycetes; Hypocreales; Clavicipitaceae
Product: Acyl-CoA N-acyltransferase
Exons: 1
Coding region: 1-1695 (564 amino acids)
Source: RefSeq, a predicted model, not a curated record